CACGAAAUGUUCUGAUAACUGGUUUAUCAGAACACUGAUUUCCGCCUCCCUCUUCUCCGCCCCCCCUUUCCCUCCUCAUUCUCCCCCCUUCCUUUUCCCCCUUAAGUUAGUUCAAGAAAUCAGAUCUGUCAGGACCGGCGAAAAAAAUGCCACUUCCCGACUAACAGGCGGAAUCCAGCCCAGAUUUUCAGUCCUUUCUUCUUUUUUCCUUCCUCCCUUUCACUAAUUUAUCCCGAUGUUAGCACAUUCUGUCUUGUAACAACCGGACGCCUGUAGGUUUGUUUCAUGGGAUCAUUACUUACUGAUCAGGAUGGCUCUGAACUCUGGAGUUGAAGACGGAAUGUGAAGUUGGAAAACAUUUUAAAAUUGUUAUUUAUUAUUAUUAUUACAUCUCGGUGCUUGUUAAGAAAAAAACAAACAAAAAACCCUGGUCCUUGAUGCUCCUGUUUUGAAUGUGAAAUAUUAUCUUCCAGCUUGUAAAGUUGAGGAACAACAUUUUUAAGAAAGGAGGAAAACCAAUACAAAUAAAGGACUCCUGAUCCGUGUGCCAAAAUGGGGGGAGAUAUAUUUUUGAGCGAUUACACUGGCUGAGAUGUUAUUUGUUUUCUGCUUCUUGAUCACUUUGCUCUUUAAGUAAAAUGAGGCACACAGUUGUUGCUGAGUCGAAUGGGAACAGCAUUUUGAUUUGCUGGCUUAAUUAAAAAAUUAUAAAGGAUUAAAGGAAAAAGUGGACCUGGACUUCAGGGUAUAAACCUAGACAUACCAGGGGCAGGAAGAUAAGAAGAAUUAAAUAAAUAAUAAUUUAAAAAGAAAAGCCCCACGGAGAUAAACGAAUGUCCCCUCAUCUCCAAAGGAAAGUUCAUCGGAUUUUUAUUCUAGAGAUCUCAUCUUCAGGAUGUCAGUGAACACUUCCACUGCAUGCAAAGGUGUGGAUCCAAACGCGGUUGAUACUUACGACAGUGGCGAUGAUUGGGAAAUCGGGGUUGGAAAUUUAAUAAUCGAUUUGGACGCCGAUUUGGAGAAGGACAGACAGAAAUUUGAGAUGAAUAAUUCCACUAAUACCACCACCAGCAGCAGCAGUACUAGCUCCAAGGAUUGUGGGGGUCUGGCUUCCAGUGGGGCUAAUGCUACCUCAGCCUUAGCUGAUGGCCUAAAAUUUGCUUCUGUUCAGCCCCCUGCCCCCCAAGGGAAUUCCUCUCACAAGGAGACUAGCAAAUCAAAAGUGAAAAGGAGUAAAACUUCUAAGGAUGCUAAUAAAUCUCUGCCUUCUGCUGCCUUGUAUGGGAUUCCUGAGAUCAGCAGUGCUGGCAAGAGGCAGGAAGUCCAAGGGCGCCCUGGAGAGGCAACUGGCAUGAAUUCAGCACUGGGUCAAAGUGUGAGCAGCAACCCAAACGGCAAUAAUAACAACACCAGCAACAACAACCCUAUUGCCUCUUGCGGGAAAAACAAAGAGGAGAAAGCAGGUAAAACCCAGGGCAGCAGAGGCUCCAAACGGGAUAAAGAUGCGGGGAAAUCCAGGAAGGACAAGCAGCAUGACCUGCAGCAGGGCCACCCCAACGGUGGGGGUGGCAGCAGCCAAGCUCCCUCUGGGCACCUGUAUGGCUUCGGGGCCAAGGGAGGCGGUGGUGGGAGCAACAGCCCCUUCCACUGCGCCUCCUCCACGGUGGGGGAGGUGAGCAAAAGCGCCCCGGAUUCAGGGUUAAUGGGGAACUCUAUUUUGGUAAAGAAGGAAGAGGAGGAGGAGGAGAACCACAGGCGAAUCAAGAAAUUGAAAACAGAAAAGGUUGACCCCCUGUUUACAGUGCCUGCACCUCCACCUCCGAUUUCCAGCAGUAUCACGCCUCAGAUUCUGCCUUCCUACUUUUCCUCAUCUUCAUCCAAUAUUGCUGCACAAGUUGAACCUUUGGUACGGACUCGUUCAGUGGGUGUAAAUACUUGCGAGGUUGGAGUAGUAACAGAACCCGAAUGCCUUGGACCCUGUGAGCCUGGGACCAGUGUGAACUUGGAAGGGAUUGUGUGGCAUGAAACCGAAGAAGGUGUCCUAGUGGUAAACGUUACAUGGCGGAACAAGACUUAUGUUGGGACCCUGCUGGAUUGUACAAAGCAUGAUUGGGCCCCUCCCAGGUUUUGUGAAUCUCCAACGAGUGACCUGGAAAUGCGAGGCGGUCGGGGGAGAGGAAAGCGAGCAAGGUCUGCUGCAGCUGCACCUGGAAAUGAUGUUAGCUUUACAGAGUCAAGAGGACUGCAGAACAAGAACAGGGGUGGUGCCAAUGGGAAGGGGAGGCGAGGCAGCCUUAAUUCAAGUGGACGCAGGACACCCCCAAAUUGUGCAGUGGAGGAUGUCAAAGCCAGCCCUUCAUCCACAAAUAAGAGGAAAAAUAAACCUCCAAUGGAGCUAGACUUGAACUCCAGUUCAGAGGACAAUAAAUCUGGAAAGCGCAUUCGCACCAAUUCUAGAAGCACUCCAACUACCCCACAGGGGAAACUUGAGACUACUUUUUUGGACCAAGGGUGCUCUUCUCCAGUAUUGAUUGAUUGCCCUCACCCCAACUGCAACAAAAAGUACAAGCACAUCAAUGGACUGCGUUACCACCAGGCUCAUGCACAUUUAGAUCCAGAAAACAAACUGGAGUUUGAGCCUGACAGUGAAGAUAAAAUUUCAGACUGUGAGGAAGCAUUAAGUAAUGUGGCACUUGAAUGCAGUGAGCCAAGCACAAGUAUAUCAAGUUUUGAUCAGCUAAAAGCACCAACAUCUCCCUGCCCUCUUAAUACCCCUGGGACACCCAAAGGGAAAAGAGAGUUGACCAGUAAUGGCCCAACUUCAAUCAUCAGUUCUAAAACUGGCAAGAAUUCUGGUAAAAAGAAGGGCCCAAACAGUGAAUUGAACAGCCUUCCUGUAAUUUCUAAUAUGGCAGCCACGCUGGACAAUUGCUCAGUAGCAGAUGGCAGUUUGGCCUCUGAAAUGCCCAAACUGGAAGCUGAAGGAUUAGUAGACAAGAAAAAUGUGGGAGAUAAAGACAAGGGCAAAAAGGCCAAUACCUGCAAAGUGGAUAAAAAUCUGUCAAAACUUAAAACAGCCAGGCCCAUUGCCCCAGCUCCAGCUCCUACUCCUCCCCAAUUAAUAGCUAUACCCACUACAGCCUUUACAACCACCACUACAGGGACAAUACCAGGAUUGCCCUCACUCACAACCACUGUUGUUCAGGCUACACCAAAGAGCCCUCCAUUAAAACCUAUUCAACCAAAGCCCACAAUUAUGGGAGAGCCAAGCACUGUAAACCCAGCUCUCACAUCACUCAAAGACAAAAAGAAAAAGGAGAAGCGAAAGUUGAAGGACAAAGAAAGCAAAGAGACUGGAAGUCCUAAAAUGGAUUCUAAGCUGGGAAAGCUAGAGGAUUCAAAAGGGUCUGGGAAAGAUUUAUCUGGGCAUUUUUUAAAGGACCAUCUCAACAAGAAUGAAGUGUUAGCUAAUGGACUGUCAGAGUCUCAAGAGAGCAGGAUGGCAAGUAUUAAAGCUGAAGCGGAUAAGGUUUACACUUUCACAGACAAUGCACCCAGCCCUUCUAUAGGGAGUGCCUCCAGAAUGGAAUGCAGCACUUUGGUGAAUGGACAAUCUUCUUUGGCGCCACUGCAUGUGUUGACACAAAAUGGUGCAGAUAGUACAGCUGCUAAAACCAACAGCCCAGCUUACUCUGAUAUUUCUGAUGCUGCGGAUGAUGGUGGUUCUGACAGCCGGUCAGAGGACAUGAGGUCAAAGGCCAGCUCUCCUUCAGAUAUUAUUUCCAAUAAGGAAAGUGUUGUAAAAGGCCAUUCUUCAAUCACAGCACAAUCAUCACAAGUGAAAGAGUCCCAUUCUCCCUAUUACCAUGGCUAUGAUCCUUAUUAUUCUCCAAGUUACAUGCACUCUGGACAGGUCAGCACCCCUGCAGCUGGGAACAGCUGUACCUCACAGGGACUGAAGAUCAAAAAGGAGGCCGAGGAAGAGACUGAAAAGAAAGACAGGACAGAGCCAUCAGAUUCCAAGAAAAAUGAUACUAAUUCCACUAAUUUACAGCCUCAGCAUCAGUCAGUAAUAACUCAGAGACAUCCUGCACUUGCCCAGUCACUUUAUUAUGGACAAUAUGCCUAUGGGCUUUACAUGGACCAAAAGUCCUUAAUGGCCUCUAACCCUGCCUAUAGGCAGCAGUAUGAAAAAUAUUAUGAGGACCAGAGACUGGCAGAGCAGAAAAUGGCACAAACUGGGAGAGACUGUGAAAGGAAGAGCGAACCUUCACUGAAGGAACUAGGAAAGGAUGACAACAAGCAGAAAAAUAUCCCCUCUGCUACUAUCUCAAAGGCUCCUUCAGUUCCAGAGACAAGCAAAAGUAACACUAAAAUAGGGUCAUCAGUCCCCAGUAAAGCUGAAGAGACAAGCAAAUCACAGAUUCUUUCAAAUCACCAGCAGCAGCUUCAGUCUGAUAGCUUCAAAGCCAAACAAAUGGAAAACCAUCAGCUUAUAAAGGAGGCUGUGGAAAUGAAAUCUGUUAUGGACUCAAUGAAACAGACAGGAGUAGAUCCUACCACAAGAUUUAAACAGGACGCAGAUUCAAGAACAUGGCAUCAUUAUGUCUACCAGCCCAAAUACCUUGAUCAGCAAAAAUCAGAAGAACUUGAUCGGGAGAAAAAACUAAAAGAAGACAGCCCUAGAAAAACACCUAAUAAGGAAGGUUCCAUACCCAACCUCCCUGUCUCAUUAACAAGCAUUAAAGAGGAACCGAAAGAGGUCAAGCGUUCUGAUUCCCAGUCAUUGGAGGAGAGCAAGAUUAAAAAUGAUGAUCGAAAGACUCCUGUAAACUGGAAGGACUCUCGGGGUGCUAGAGUGGCCGUUUCCUCACCAAUGAGUCAGCAUCAGUCAUAUAUACAGUACUUGCACGCUUAUCCUUACCCACAGAUGUAUGAUCCCAAUCAUCCUGCAUACCGUGCAGUCUCUCCUGUUCUAAUGCACAGCUAUCCUGGGGCCUAUCUCUCGCCAGGAUUUCAUUAUCCUGUUUAUGGGAAGAUGUCAGGGAGAGAAGAGGCGGAGAAAGUCAAUACCAGCCCUAGCAUCAACGCAAAAUCAACCACUGAAUCUAAAGCACUGGAUUUGCUCCAGCAGCAUGCCAACCAGUACCGCAGCAAGUCCCCUGCCCCUGUGGAAAAAUCUACAGCUGAACGUGAGCGGGAAGCAGAGAGGGAGCGAGAUCGUCACUCCCCCUUUAGCCAGCGGCACCUUCAUACACACCACCACACACACGUUGGAAUGGGCUACCCACUUAUACCUGGGCAAUAUGACCCAUUUCAAGGAUUGACCUCUGCUGCCCUUGUUGCCACUCAGCAGGUGGCUGCUCAGGCAUCUGCAUCUGGUAUGUUUCCUGCACAAAGAAGGUAA
Gopherus evgoodei (Goodes thornscrub tortoise) is the source of this 5407-nucleotide messenger RNA. RefSeq names its product zinc finger protein 608 (gene ZNF608). Gene Ontology annotation, cellular component: nucleus. The record is from RefSeq and is a predicted model, not a curated record. Gene Ontology annotation, biological process: regulation of transcription by RNA polymerase II. NCBI's taxonomy places the organism in Eukaryota, Metazoa, Chordata, Testudines, Testudinidae.